This is a messenger RNA of Synchytrium microbalum, 2229 nucleotides long. RefSeq lists its product as uncharacterized. Bases 1 to 2229 code for a protein of 742 amino acids. The record is from RefSeq and is a predicted model, not a curated record. The transcript has 5 exons. Gene Ontology annotation, molecular function: glycosyltransferase activity. Gene Ontology annotation, cellular component: Golgi apparatus. Lineage: Eukaryota; Fungi; Chytridiomycota; Chytridiomycetes; Synchytriales; Synchytriaceae.
AUGGGACGGAAAACACUUCGUAGACCACUCGUAUAUCUCACUCUACUAGCUGCCAUCAUAGUAUGGCUUCUCUCUACGCGAAUCAUCAACUGGUUUGGAUUCUCCUCCCCUCAUAACAGAUCUCAGCACAACGGAGUCCCCCAUCCGCCCUCAGAAGCUAUAUACUACUCGGCUGCCAUAGACGAUAUAUACUCCACUGAUCCCAUCUAUGGCGAUUCCUUGCCACCCGGUAACGCAUCUGGCACAUAUUCACGACAUUCAACUUCUGGUUGGGUUGGUCCGAGUUUGGAUAGGGAAGGUAUUCCAAUCCCUGCUCAAGAAUGGGAUUUGCCUGAUUUGGUUAAAAGGAAAUAUGAUCUGCAGCGUGGGAACAUGAUUGUCCUCGUUGUCGUCGAUUGGUCGCUGCGAGAUAUGGUCUUGAACUGGUUGUGCCACGUCAGAUCACUCAACAUCCACAACUACAUCCUUAUCGCUCCAGACACCCAAAUCAAAAACUAUCUCCUAUCCAUUGGCGAAUCAGUAGUCUACCACCCCGCACUAGCAACAUCCACAUCAACCCCAGAAUACGACUCGCCCCAAUUCAUAGCUAUGAUGCAUGCAAGACUGAAACUCAUCCUAUCCGUACUCCAAAUGAACAUGACGGUCGUGUCUGCUGAUGUAGAUAGUGUAUGGUUGGAUAACCCACUACCCUGGAUUUGGGAUUCGUUGAGACAAGCAUCUGAUGAAAAGGAGGUGUUUCCAUCGAAUGUGCAACGAUGUGGACCUGAUAAGGGGCCUAAAGUUGCUUGUGAUAUUAUUGCACAGUCGGAUAUGGAGAAUAGAGCACAGUUCUGUUUUGGGCUUGUUGCGUUCAAACCGACACUCGAUGUGUGGGAAAUGUUGAGCAAUGUAUCAACCAUCAUGUCCAACGAACAUAUAAACCACACUGGAAAACAACAUAAUGAUCAAGAAGUCCUAGGUCAACUCUUGACAGAAUCCACAAAAGUGAAUUGGAAUGUGCUAAACACUCAUAGAUUCCCACCUGGUCGAUCCUUCUUUGUAUCAACCGUAAAAGACUACUUGUCUGGAUCACGAAUACCACCUAUAGUUGUGCAUAAUAAUUGGAUUCUCGGCCACAAACCCAAAAUAGCUAGGUUUGAGAAAUAUGGGCUUUGGAGGGUCGGUAAUGCUGAUGAGGGGUUGUGUUUGGAUAGUGGAUUGCCAUCCAAACCACCACCACUUGUUGUAAAUAAAGUAGUAACAGCAGUAGAGCCACCAGCCCAAAAACUACGUAUAAUCAUCCUAUGUAAUGGUAAUUUACCUGGCCUAGUAUCUGCCAUAGAGAGUCUAGCCAAGACUCAUUGGGGUACACCCACUCCAUCAGUAGACCUAGACCUCGUGAUGAAUCCAACACUGAAUAAAUCCACCAUCAAGUCGUAUGUAUCCAAAAUCAAAAAGAUACGAUGGAAGUCCGGAGACUUUCAGUACCGAGUAGGACUCAAUUCUCAUGUUUUAGCUCAACAAUGGGCUAAUUUAUGGAAUGGGAGUAGUGAUGCUGUAUUGGUUGCUGAUGAGACGCUACGAGUAUCAUCGUCAUGGUAUGCUUGGUCUGUUAGUGCUUUGACUGCUAAAUGUGGUGAUGGUGGGAGAGAAGUUGAUCGGAGGAUUGCUUCUGUUAUACCGGUUGUUACGUCUAGUAUUGGGUAUACGCAUAUGAAGCCGUUGAGGAUACAGGAGAGGAGUACAUGGAAUCGAGUAUUCUUGAAACACCACUGGAAGCAAUUUUACCGCUGGCUCAACACACUUCCUGAAUCAUUCGUACCAGGAUUCCCAUUCGCCACAUAUCCAAUAGUAGGUCAAAUUCACGGCUCAAUAUGGGAUCGCACGUGGUCGCUCUACCACUCGACCUUUAUGGGUGAAAAGGGAUACUGGACACUCUCAUCACGACCUUCAUACUCUACAACACACGACGAAGAUGCCAACACUGAUGAAAUAUUUGCUGAACAACAGCUAUGGAACACAGUGGAGACUGAUUUAGCCACGUGUCAUCAGAUGCCAGUUGUUGAUUACUGGGCUUCUACUGUAUCGACUUCGAAUGCUUUGGCGCAUCGUGUGUACUUGGUAUGGGGAAUGUACCCGAAAGAUAGGCAACGUAUGGAUGUGCCGCAAUGGUUGGAGAGGAGUGUGUUGCUUUCUCAGAGCAAAGAGAGUGAUAAGCCGGUUGUUAAGUGGAGUAAAGCUGAACCGUAG